Messenger RNA from Laetiporus sulphureus 93-53, 411 nucleotides. RefSeq lists its product as uncharacterized. Lineage: Eukaryota; Fungi; Basidiomycota; Agaricomycetes; Polyporales; Laetiporaceae. The record is from RefSeq and is a predicted model, not a curated record. The transcript has 3 exons. The coding region runs from base 1 to 411 and encodes 136 amino acids.
AUGUUCGGCGUGACGCAUACUGGGUCGGUCAUCAUCUUUGCGAUCCUCUACGGUUCUUCAGCUGCUUCUGUGCGUGCUCCCGAUGUCUGCUACCUCUUACUGUCCGCCGCGGCACUCGCAUCGCUGGCAAAGAGCGUAGAUGAAGUCGGCGUCUGUCUUGGUGCAGCAUACUUCAUGGCGUCGUUCGCGUUCCUCACAGGCACGCCGAUCAACAGUGCACUGCUGGGAAGCGACGAUUGGUGGUACCGGCCGACCGUGUUCAGCGGCAUUCGUGGUCCUUCUGUGUCGGGCAUACUGUGUGCCUACCGUGACCAGGUUGUGCUCGUCAUCGGGUCUGUAUUCACCAUCAUUGCGCGAUUCGCGUAUGCACGACCGUCAAGGACACGCGCCGCGUUUUGUCUGAUAUCCUGA